Molecule: messenger RNA, 654 nt
Organism: Strongylus vulgaris
Lineage: Eukaryota; Metazoa; Nematoda; Chromadorea; Rhabditida; Strongylidae
Source: the annotation of a GenBank genome assembly
AUGAAGGAAGUGGCUGACUCUCCGGUCAUGAGCAAAUCCAAGCGCCAAAAGGAAGAGGAGCGUUUACGUAGUCUCGAGGGCAAACUUAGGGAUGAGGAAAAGCGUCAAGCCGAACAUGUUGCGCGAAUACGAGCCUGGCUGCAGAGUGUUAAGGAUGACCUGUUUGAAGCUGGACGUGGACAACAAACUAGUGCUUUCAUUCAAACGUGCAUCUUGCCUCGUGUUCUCUUCUCCGAGUCAGAUGCAAUCUACUCUGCAAAGCUCAUAAUCAUUUUACAUCAACAACGAAUCACUUUGUUUCAGUCAUUAGUGUUUAUCGACAAGUUGUUUAUCGAUGUGCUGCCUUUGAUAUGCGCACUAACAGAAAAUGAAGCCAAUGCUAUGGGCACAUUCUUGCAAAUUCUGCUCAGCCAUGCCCAACGGUGGCAUUCAGAUAGCGGGAUAUUUGAGAAGGAAUGUGAAGGAUUUCCCGGAUUGGUUUCAAAAACACGACAAGAUAAAACUACAGAAAGUGUCAAUUAUGAAAGUUUUCGACGGUUAUGCUUUAAGUGGCAGAUGCGACUGCACACUGCCUUCAACUCAGUGCUGUCAGUGGAAAACAAUGAAUAUGUGCAAGUGAGGAACUGUUUGGUAGUCAUGACGAAGGUAGGUUAA